UCCUGUUUGACACGGUCACUUUUUAAAAACACUUUUUAAAAUAAAAGCUGAAUAAUAAUCAUGUUUAUUAUCUACACUGAUAAUUCAUGGUUAAAUUAAAAUAAGAAAACAUGGCGGAAUGUUUUUAUGUUGAAAUACGUUUAGUUUGUAGGAUGGUUAUUGUUUAUUAUGAGUGUUGACUCUGUGUGAGUGUGCGUGUGCGUGUUUAAGUGUGCGUGUGUGUGAGUGUGUGCGUGUGCGUGUUUAGUUUCGGUUUUGUCUUCUCUCCCUCCAGCGCCGCGGCAGCACCGAUGUCCUGGUCCUCCGCCGCCGGCCUCCUGCUCGCCCUCCGCGGGCCUCGGUGACUCCGGUUCCCCCCUGGCCGCCUCCGGUGCAGCGGCGGUCGGCUGAGAUGACGGACGUCGCUCGGUGUCCGUGUUGUUGUUGUCGUGUGAGCGCGGAAGACUGAGGCGGGGAUCGACCCGUGUCCUGCUGGGAGAGAAACGUUGACGAGCGAUCGAGCCUCGACUAUGUUCCACUCUCUGCCGCUGGUAGAAGAACGAGGGAUGGACGCUGACAGAGCGGAUGGAGGAGGACGCCCCCCCGAGGUGGAGGAUGAGUUUGCGUGUGCGGGGAUGCUGCGGGGGUCGCUCACGUCGCUGCACCGCACCGUGGAGCGGAUAUUCAGGGUGACGUUUGGGAUCGGGGCAGACGACUUGCCCCACGGCAACAACGGGCAGAUUUGGCUCAAACUCCGAGGGCCGAGUCACAACGUGAAAGCUGCCAAGUUAUUCGUGAAAGGAGUCGUGAACCAGGAGGAGCAGCAGGAGGUGUCCUACCCCGGGGUCCUUCACUGCGUCUUCUGUGGAGCCAGAGGGCUGUUCAUGGACUGCCUGAUAAAAAGCACCUCCGCACACAUUCUGGUCGGCGCUCCAGGGUUCCUGCUAAUAUCCGGUCUGGCAGAGCCGGUGGUGCGGGCGUACUCCCUCAUCAUGGACCUCGUGGAGAGAUACGAGGGCACACAGUCCAGACGCUGUGAGACGGAGGACAGAGGCUCGGACGAGUCCCUGGAUUCACGCCGGGCCUUCAAAGCUGUGGUUGAGCAGUGGGAGGACAGGCACAUCCUGGACCUUCUGGUGCUUCCAGGCUCAGUGAAGGAAAUCCUGCUGGAUCUGGUGAAAGAAUCCGGGCUCGGAUCACGCACAAACUUGUCAGGGACAGGUGUAAACGAGAAUGGAAGGGACAGACCCUCGGACAUCACGUACGCACUCCUUGAGCCGUUCAGCGCUCCUGAGCGGUUGGUUGAAGGGAUGAGUGCAGCUGCGGUAAAAGACUCCACAUCUGCAGGCGCCCGGGGAAGCGCAGAGGGUGCUGAGGAAAGACCACCGCAUUCUCCGCAGGAGGUCGGAGAAGAGGAGCAGCCGGAGCAGAGGGAAACGUUAGGGACCAAAGAGAAAGACGGGUUGGGGGAGGAGGACCAACAGGAGCGACAGAUGUCAAUGGGAAACAAAGAGUUUUGGCUUCUUUUGAAGUUCUUCACAGCCAUGGGGUACACGGAGGACGUCGUGAAACGAGUCAUAGCCAAAACGGGACCUAAGGAGGCCUCGCAGAUCCUGGAUCUGGUGCAACAGGAGCAGGAUCGCAGUGACCGGGAGCAGAUGCCUCAAGGUGGCCCGGACCCAACACAUAAAGAUGGUGUUACCCUGAAUAAGAGCGAGAGGAACCGACCCUGCGAGACGGAGCACAGGGAAGACGAGGAAACGGCAGCAGGGCGAGAUCCGGUGAUGAGCAGCGCUGGAGAAGCGAGUGGGGCGACAGGAGGCACAACACACUGUGAGGGACGGAGUUCAGAGGAAAAGGAGGAAGGACACGAGGAAGACUUUGUCCUCGGAGUGUUGAAGAAAGCUGCGGCCAGCUGUGGGUACACCGAGCAGAACGUGGCUAAAUUCUACAACAUGUUGCCUGAUCGAUCCACCCACCAGCUCCUCCUGGAGCUGCAGAGGGAGGGAGUCAGGGAGACGGACGCCUUCAGCGAGGGUCCCAGGGAGAUGGAUGAUGUGGUGCUGGAGAAAGAGGAGGAGGACGAAGGAUCAGAUGAUGGAGGAUGGGUAGAAGUGGAAAUCCCAAAUUUGUGUGUUGCAGAACAAGAUUUGUUCCCUUGGAUUAAUAAGCCGCAGCAGAGUCAACACACCUCACAGCCAAAGCAGCACCAGCCUCCAGAGUCACAAGCUCGACACCCGGUCAUCCUGCCGGAGGUCAAAGGCCCCCCCAUGCCUACUUAUCCCACAUCUCUCGAUUCUCCACUCGCCAAUCUACAAACCAACAAACUUUUUGACGAAGCCAUCUACUGGUCCCCUCCGACCCCCUCGAAACCAAAUCAUUCAGCCCACGACAAAGUCUCACACCCAAAGCCCAAGUCCUCCACCUCUGUAAAACCAGCCCUUCAAGCCCCUCAGGCCCCCGUCUUCGCCAGGAAGCACUCGUCUCCACCCAGAGCGCGGGAGAGGCGGGGCUUCACGCCUGCUUCUUCCGUGGUGGUGACGGGCGAGCAGCGUUUUCUAGAGGGACUGCAGACCAUGUUUGACCUCCAGCUCACAGACCAGCCUGGAGACGCAAAACUGAGGACGGUCAUCAUUGACGGGAGCAACGUGGCGAUGAGUCACGGGCUCAGUCACUUCUUCUCCUGUCGAGGAAUCGCUCUGGCCGUGCAGCACUUCUGGGACCGAGGCCACCGGCACAUCAGCGCCCUCCUGCCGCAGUGGAGACAGAAGAGCGACCCCCGGAUCAAAGAGCAGCACUAUCUGACGGAGCUGCAGAAGCUGGGCCUGCUCUCCUACACCCCCUCCCGAGAGGUGCAGGGCAAGAGGAUCAGCUCGUACGACGACAGGCUCAUGCUGCAACUCGCGCAGAAGACGGACGGCGUGAUCGUAACCAACGACAACCUGAGAGACCUCUCUGACGAGACGCCGGUGUGGAGGGACAUCAUCAAAAAGAGACUUCUUCAGUACACGUUUGUGGGCGAUCACUUCAUGGUGCCGGACGACCCCCUGGGGAGAGGAGGGCCCCACCUGGACCACUUUCUGCGCUCAGAGCACAGGACUCCCGACCCAGGAAACCACACUUUCGCCGGCGUAGCGACCACUUUCCCUGCGACCAAACCCCCCCGAUCCCAAACAGAGGUGCUGAACUUCCGCGACCGAACGCCGGGUGGCGGCGUGAAUCCAGCGAGCAGAGGGGGCCGGGGGAAAGGGAAGGGGCCCGGCAAGGGGAAGGACACGGGACACCAGCACAAGCAGCUCGGAGCCGCGGGUUCCGGGCUGAUGCUCCGUGCGGACAGGAGUCCCGAGGACACGGCCGACCUGAGGGAGCUGCUCGGUCAGGUGUUCCCAGCUCAGGACAACGUGGUGACGCUGGUGCUGCAGCUGCACUCGGCAGAGACGGACAUCAACGUGCUCUCGGAUCUGAUCCUGGAGCAGCAGGACUAGAAAUCCUUCCCGUUUUUUAGACGUGAACUCCAGAACGUGUCCUGUUUUGUGUCUCCCACAUACGAAGGAGCAGCAGGAGAUUGUCCGGGUCAGCUGGAGUUUGAGUGUUAAUGUCGAGUUUUCUUAACCCAAGUUUCCAUUUUUCCCUUAAGUUUGGUUUUAUUCAGUUAUUAGAACCCCACCCCCCCGAUCGUUACCGCACAGACUCUGCUUUUAAAUGACGCGAUCAGAGCAAGAGAUGAAGUGCAAGCGUUCGUAUUUGGUAAAUCUUUUCUUCAUCUUUGCACAGUGGGAGGAGGUGGCGACGCGUCGUCCAUCUUUAUUUCGAGUCUUUAACCUCCCACAGCUUUUAUUUAAUGUCGUAACCGAUGUGUAAUGACACCAAGCGUCAUCCUCAGGGUUGUCGUGACGACGUGAGGUCACCGGUGCCUCAGCCGCCUCUUCCGUCUUCUACGUUGUUAACUUAAGCACUUUCUGUUUUGUUUGUCGAGUCUGAGAAAAGACACUUCUUAACAGAUGCUUUUUAUAUUCGAAAAAAUAAUAAUUUGUUAUACUGAAUUUAUUCUUAUCUUUUUAAUCCUUUUGAUGUAAAAACGUUUUGCAUAGCAUCGGGUGUGAGAUGAGAAAAGAUACUAAACCAGCGAUUACGACAUCACUUUUAUAUCCUAAUUUAUUUGAAGCAGGUCCGAUGUUCAGUCGUUGCCGUCGAUCAGAGGAUGAAUACGAUGUUUUCACUGUGUGGAAGAGACGGGAGUCGUUCUUUUGUGUAGAAGAAAACAUCAGGUUUGAUUUAAACGUUGAUUUUCUGACUGUUAAAAAUAAAUAAAAUUGUAUAUUUUA
Molecule: messenger RNA, 4304 nt
Organism: Hippoglossus stenolepis (Pacific halibut)
Lineage: Eukaryota; Metazoa; Chordata; Actinopteri; Pleuronectiformes; Pleuronectidae
Gene: khnyn
Product: KH and NYN domain containing
Exons: 9
Coding region: 510-3464 (984 amino acids)
Cellular component (GO): cytoplasmic ribonucleoprotein granule; nucleus
Molecular function (GO): mRNA binding; RNA endonuclease activity
Source: RefSeq, a predicted model, not a curated record